AUGUGGAACAGCUCUCGGUACAUCUUCUGUUUUUCUUUGCUCCUCUGUGGGCUCUUUGGAGAAUGCUUUGGAAUGGCACUUUUGCCCAAGGACAAGCGUGGCUGGACUCUGAACAGCGCUGGCUACCUGCUGGGACACCCCCUUCUUCCCUUCUACUCUCCUCUUCCCAAAGCAGAUGCCCACCAGACACUGUCUGACAAAGGAAUCCUGGGGGGUAAACGGGAUGCUUUGGAGAAUUUCUAUUCUCAAGGACAGGAUUCUUUCGCACAACCUAUGCACCCCUCAGAUGAAGCCAACUUCCAAACUUUGAUGGAUUUUCUCUCUUAUCUGAACCUCCAAGAUCAAAGGGCUGUUUCUCACCAGCCAGAAGAGUCUCUGUAACAGUAGUGGGUUGGGUCUUCAACCCUGGGCCCUUCCGAGCGGCUUGCUAGGAUUAUAGUUACCCUCCCUAUCUUUCUCACACAUUCAAUUUAGUGAUAUUCCUGUUGUACCAAGACAGUAUAUUCUCCUGCCAUGCACUAUAUUCAACCAUUUAAGAACAUGCUGUGGAUAAUGUCCACCUCUCCACUUAGCAGAACAUCUCACCCUAAGAAACCCUAGAUGUGUCUCUCGCUGGAACAAAGUCUUUCAUUCCUACCCCUGGCUCAGCCUGCAAAAAUUAUUUUUGGGAGGCAUAGUCCAAAAAAGUACAAUUCCAAACUCUGCUCCACGUUCUCACGUGCAUCCUUAGGAACAAUCUUUUCCCUUGCUUUCAGCUUGAGGAUUUACACAGCAGUUGAUGAUGUUAUUCAUCAUCCCCCGUUCUUAUUACAUACUUUCAUGUCACCAUGGACCUGUGGACAGAUAGCUGCAUGUUCUGAUUUCUGGAAAGGAGGACGUGAGCAUGAACAAGAGGGGAUGGGUGUGUUCGGCUACGAGCACAUGACAGCUGGUACAAGGGAUGCUCCUUCGCACUCUCAUGCCCUACUAUAGGACUAGGAAAAUGCAGCUCAGCCUACAAAGGGAUGUUGUGGGUACCACAAGGGAAUAGCAGACAAGCCACCAAUCCUGACAGACUUGCCACUUUACUAAACAUACCUCUGAACCUUUCUGGAGCAGUGAUACCUCAGCAGUAAUUCACAUGCUUUACAUGCAGAAAGCAUCAAUUUUAAUCCCUCCAGCAUCUCCAUUAAAAGGGUCGGGCAGCUGGUGACAGGAAUGACCUUUACUUGAGAUCUUGGAGAGUUGUUGCUAGUAAGAGCUAGGCUAGUCUAAGAUGGCCUGGACAGAAAGAAGAGCUAGGCUAGGCUGGCUUGGACAGAUAGAAAUUCCAACCUGACUUAAGGCAGCUUCUUAAUAAUCCUGAAGUUUACAGCCAUUUGAUUAAUCUCUCCCCCCCCCUCUCUCUCACACACACACA
Messenger RNA from Pogona vitticeps (central bearded dragon), 1399 nucleotides. NCBI's taxonomy places the organism in Eukaryota, Metazoa, Chordata, Lepidosauria, Squamata, Agamidae. The record is from RefSeq and is a predicted model, not a curated record.